ACUGCAGUUGAAAAAACGUGCACACUGCACAAACUAUAAUUUAUUCUACCUGUUGCAUUACCAUUUGCGCUUGCGCCCAAAUGUUAAAAUUAGCAUAUAAAUUAAGUAAGGAUCAGUUAAAAUUACGUUUUAGUUAAAGUGUGGUGCAAGUGGUACAUUUAAAUACAAAAUAUCAAGCCGCAAAAGUGUCGCAGUGUCAGCAACGAUCGCAGCCGAAUUUGAAUGCAUAAACAGAAAAUUCGGAACGAGCAUAAAAGGGAAAUCAAGAAAAUAAUCGCAAAUAUUAUUGAUGUUAUCAAUUAAAAUGAAAAUAGACAAUAAUAGUUACAAAAUGAAGUGAGUGCAGAAAGAUACGCAAUAUGGCCAGCAAUGGGGCUGGUGGUGGAUGUGGAGCUGCUGCAGGCGGCGUUGGUGGCGGAGCCAUCAAUCAUACUCAUGCCGUUUGCGUCUGGGAAUAUGAGUCGCGCGGUGGCAAAUGGCUACCCUAUUCGCCGGCUGUGUCGCAGCACUUGGAGCGUGCGCAUGCCAAGAAACUGACGCGUGUUAUGCUCAGCGAUGCCGAUCCCAGCCUGGAGCAAUACUAUGUGAAUGUGCGGACCAUGACCCAAGAGUCGGAUACCGAAUCAGAGGCUGGCGGUCUAUUAACAAUUGGCGUGCGGCGCAUGCUCUAUGCGCCCAGCAGCCCGGCGGGCAAGGGCACCAAGUGGGAGUGGUCCGGCGGGGGCAGCGCGGACAACAAUUGUGAUUGGCGGCCAUACAACAUGCAUGUGCAGUGCAUCAUUGAGGAUGCGUGGGCGCGCGGCGAGCAAACCUUGGAUCUGUGCAACACGAACAUCAGCCUGCCAUACACCAUCAACUUUUGCAACUUGACGCAAAUGCGGCAGCCGAGCGGCCCCUUGCGCAGCAUACGGCGCACACAGCAGGCGCCGUAUCCGCUGGUCAAGCUGACGCCACAGCAGGCGCUGCAGCUGAAGGCCAACAACAAUGGCCAUGACUAUGUACAGCAGCAGCAACAACAACAACAGCAGCAGCAACAACAGCAGCAGCAGCAGCAACAACAGCAGAGAAACAAUAAUACGCUGCCCAAAAUGGGCGCCAUGCUGCCGCCCAUGCACCGACAGCAGCAUCCACUGCCCACGCAUGGACAUCAUCAUCAUCAGCAGCAACACCAGCAUCAGCAUCAGCAACAUCAGCAUCAACAACAUCAACACCAACAACACCAGCAGCAUCAACACACACAGCAUCAGCAGCAGCAAUCACGCAAGCCGCACAAGAAACACAGCGAAAUAUCCACCACAAAUCUGCGCCAGAUCCUCAACAACCUGAACAUCUUUGGUAGCAGCACCAAGCACAGCAGCAGCAACAGCAACAGCAACAACAACGGCGGCAGCAAUCAUCUGGCGACAGCAGUCGGCAGCUGCAACUCGAAUGUAGCUGGCUCGACGCUGCAUUUGAUGCAGCAUCAGGCGCACUUCUCGCACAGCAGCAAGAGCAUGCUGACCUCCUCGAUGAAUAGCCAUCAUAGCCGAUGCUCCGAGGGCUCGCUGCAGUCGCAGCGCAGCAGCCGCCUGGGCUCACAUCGAUCGCGUUCGCGCACGCGUGUCUCAGACACCGAUACGAAUAGCGUCAAGUCGCAUCGGCGCAGGCCGAGUGUUGACACCGUCUCCACGUAUCUCAGCCACGAGAGCAAGGAGAGCCUGCGGAGCCGCAACUUUGCCAUAUCUGUGAACGAUCUGCUCGACUGUUCGCUGGGCAGCGAUGAGGUGUUUGUGCCGUCGCUGCCGCCUUCGUCGUUGGGAGAGCGGGCGCCGGUGCCGCCGCCGUUGCCCAUGCCACAUCAUCAUCAUCAGCAGCAGCAACAGCAGCAGCAGCAGCAGCAGCAGCAACAGCAACAACAACAGCAGCAACAGCAGCAGCAACAACAGCAACAGCAGCAAUCAAUCGCUGGUUCGAUUGUGGGCGUGGACCCAGCCAGCGAUAUGAUAUCGCGCUUUGUUAAGGUUGUCGAGCCGCCGCUGUGGCCAAACGCCCAGCCCUGCCCCAUGUGCAUGGAGGAGCUGGUGCAUUCGGCACAAAAUCCUGCCAUAUCGCUGAGUCGCUGCCAGCAUUUGAUGCAUCUGCAGUGCCUCAAUGGCAUGAUUAUCGCGCAGCAGAAUGAGCUUAAUAAGCAGAACCUGUUCAUCGAGUGCCCCGUGUGUGGCAUUGUCUACGGCGAAAAGGUGGGCAAUCAACCCAUUGGCAGCAUGUCCUGGAGCAUCAUAAGCAAAAGUUUGCCCGGCCACGAGGGCCAGAACACUAUACAGAUUGUCUACGACAUUGCUUCGGGCUUGCAGACCGCUGAGCAUCCGCAUCCGGGACGCGCUUUCUUUGCCGUUGGGUUUCCGCGCGUUUGCUAUCUGCCCGACUGUCCGCUGGGACGGAAGGUGUUGCGCUUUCUCAAGAUCGCGUUCGACCGUCGACUGCUGUUCUCGAUUGGACGUUCGGUGACCACGGGGCGUGAGGAUGUGGUCAUUUGGAAUAGUGUGGAUCACAAGACGCAGUUCAAUAUGUUUCCAGAUCCCACCUAUUUGCAGCGCACCAUGCAGCAGCUGGUGCAUCUGGGCGUUACGGAUUGAAUCUAACUGCCAGCAACUACUACAACAACAACUACAAACAGCAACAUUAACAACAACAACAACAACAAAAGUACUCUCGCUUCCAUGUCCUUUAAAAACUACAAAGCAAACAACAAUCUCAAUGUGUGUGCAAUUAUUUUUCGUUUUCGUUUUAAUUUUGAAUAUUGUGUAAUGUUUAAAAAAUUUUUGUUUUUUUGCGUUUGAGCUGCUCGAACCCUAAAAAACAGAAACAACAGCAAUUUCCUUUCUAUUUUUUAUUUGUAUUUUUUUUUUGUUUGUUCUCAUUUAAUAAGGCGAAACUGUUCUUCCAUUUAUAGAGAUUAAGUUAAUACGCAUACAAAUCCAUUGUAUCUGUAAGGCCAUACGCUAAUGAACUAUUUCACUAUUCCAAAACUGUAUUGCCACACUAGAAAUGUAUCCAAGACAGACCUAUUAGUAUUAGUUAGUAUUACAUAAUAUAUAUAUAUAUAGAUAUUGAGAUAUAUAUUUAUAUAUAGCAAUAAUUAAGCAUUUAAGUGUUAAGCUGUGCCAAAAUUCUCAAAUGUUAAAUGUGACUCCAAUGUUUAUUUUUUCAGCCCAACUUCGAAUUUAACACGUAUCUCAGUUCAAUUUUAGUAAACAGCCAUAGCAUAGAAGCACUUGAGAGUAUUAGAUGGCCUAACGUAUAAAUUAUAUAUAUAUAUAUAUAACUAUAUAAAUUGUAAUUGUGUAUCAUUCGAAAGAAGUAUUUGUCUACUUUCCUUGCAAAUCAUUCGCAUAGUUCGUAUUUGUAAUUAUAAUCUACUCAAUCAAUCAGUCUAUUAAUCAAUCAUUCAACACAUUCUAAAUGUAUUCAAGACAUUCGUUUGCUUAGCUUAGCUUUACCAUAAAAUAUAUACUUGAUUAAUUUGUAACUUUAACAAUAUUCACUCAAUUGAUAAUUCCAUUUGAUUGUAAUUGAAACACUUUGAUUGUGAUCCUUGUAAUUGUUUUUAAUAUCUAGCAUUAUACGAAGCUCUUUCGAAUGAUUAGUUUAGUUUUAUCGAAAACCAAAAUUUGAAUUUGUUCUAAAGUCAAUUCGAAUGUUGCUUGUGUUUAAUGUGAUUUUGAUUUGGAAUUUUAUGUGUUUUUGGCGCAAACAGAUUAUGAACUAUUAGUAACUAAUAUUUUAUAUACCCACACACACACACACUCGUACAUACACAUAUUCGCAGACAUCAUAUUAUAUAUAUAGUUUUUUUUUUUUCAAUUGUUGCUUUCAUAUUGAUAUCAUCUCGACGACAUUCUCGACCAUACGAAACGAUACAUAUAUACUAUAUAUAUAUAUAUAUAUAUAUAUAUAUAUACAGCUCUUUAUAUAUAUGUAUACACACAUAUAUAGAGACAGCUAUUGGGCAUGCCCGCUUUACAAUAUAACUAAGUUGUAUUUAGCACUGAUUAGUUGUUAGUUAAACACAUUGCGUAAAUCGCAUUCAGCUUAGCAUUUAACUAAUAGCUGUUAAUUAAACUAAACUAAACACACGAAUCGAUUAUAUACACAAAUUUAUUCCUUAUCGCAUACUUAGUUUAAAUACAAAAUAAAUAAAACAAAAAAAAAAUAUUUUUAAAAAAAUAUUGCAAUUUUGUAUCUAUGAAAAUGGACUUUGUUAAUUUUGUAUACAUACAUAUUUAUUAUUUAUAUAUACAUAUAUAUAACUUAUAAUGCUCUUAACAAUCUGAGGUAGCUUUUGCAAAUCGAGUUAGAGUUAGGAACAUUUUGUUAACAUCGGAUUACUAUAUACAGUGGCUCCAACGCCAAAUCGGACAAGACUAUUUAUUUAUUUCAAUAAGUAUUUUCUUUAGCAGUAAGUUAACUUUUUACCGUUUUCACAUUUUUUCUCAAAUCUAAUAUGUAUUAGCCCCCUAAAACAAAAAAAAAAUUUUUUAAUUUCAAAUGACAACAUUUUUUUUAUUUUAAAAAACUAACAACAAGUCCGAUUUUGAGCUUCAACGCCAAAUCGGACAAAAGAAAACU
This is a messenger RNA of Drosophila mojavensis, 4608 nucleotides long. RefSeq names its product protein deltex (gene dx). The coding region runs from base 360 to 2615 and encodes 751 amino acids. The transcript has 5 exons. Lineage: Eukaryota; Metazoa; Arthropoda; Insecta; Diptera; Drosophilidae. The record is from RefSeq and is a predicted model, not a curated record. Gene Ontology annotation, biological process: protein ubiquitination; Notch signaling pathway. Gene Ontology annotation, molecular function: zinc ion binding; ubiquitin protein ligase activity. Gene Ontology annotation, cellular component: nucleoplasm.